AUGCUGGUGGAUCUGAACGCGUUCGCGGACGAGCACUUCGACCCCAAGGCGUGGGUCAACGAUGCGUGCGCCGCGCUUCCGCCGGAGGAACCUCCGGAGAAGUUCCUCGCGGACAUCGAAAUGAAGCUGCAGCUCUUAUCGGAGGACAUGGGCGGCGCGCUGGAGGAGCAGAGCGCGGGCGCGCUGCUGAGGGUGCCGCGCGCCGUGCGGGAGACGAAGCGCGUGCGCGACGACGCCGUGUCGCUCAAAGGCACGGUCGCCAGCAUCCUGCAGCGGCUGCAGCAGGUGGAGGCCACGUCAGCAGCAUCAGUGGCGGUGCUGGCAAAGGUGGAUGCAGUGAAGCAGCAGAUGGAAGCAGCGAGAGACACGCUCCAGUAUGCGGCGGGGCUGGCGCAGCUGAGCGCGUCAGUGGAGCAGGUGUUCGCCAGUGGGGACCUGCCACGUGUCGCCGAGACAUUGGCCAACAUGCGGCGCUGCCUGGAGGUGGUGGGCGAUGCGCCGGAGUUUGCAGGCAACAAGAGGCAGUUGCAAUCGCUGGAGGACCGCCUGGACCAGAUGGUGCAACCGCGGCUGUCAGACGCGCUCACACACAGCAAGUUGGACGCGUGUCGCUCGCUGACAGGCAUCCUGGCGGCCAUAGGGCGGCAGCACACAGUGGAGGCUCUUUUCUGCCUCGUGCGCUGCCGCCCGCUCACACGCCUGUGGGAGCAGUUCGAGGUCACUGCUGUGGCGCCAGGCGCAGGCCCACUAGCAGCAGCGUUACAGUUCCCGGAGUGGUUACCAUGCUGGUACGAUGAGAUGCUGUUGGCAGUGGAGCAGGAGGCGCGCUGGUGUGUGGCAGCCUUCCCCCACCACGCCUCCCCUCUGCUGCUGCGCCUGCUCACAGCCACAUGGGACGGGCUCUCCUCCAGCUUCACUGCCCGCGUCGAUGCUGCUGUCUCUGACGCUGCCCUUGCUGCUCUCGCUAGUGCUGCUGCAAGCGAAUCAGCGUCUCAAUCCCGGCCGUCCACUCGCCUCGCUCUCCUGCUCGCCCUGCAUGCCACCACCACCACCUUCGCCCGCAACCUCUCCCGCCUCCUCGCCUCCCUUCCUACCUCCGCCACCGCCGAUGCCACUAAACCAUCCUCCUCUGAGAAAAACACCCAAGGAGCCGCCGCAGCAGCAGCAGCAGGAGGAGGAGGGACAGGAGGAGCGGCAGGAGGAGGGGCGGGAGGAGGGGAGAAGGGCAGCAAGAGCAGGGGCGGGGAGGAGGGGGGGGAGCAGGGGGGGGAGGGCCCAGUGAGUGUGAGCGCGGUGGUGUGGGCGGUGUUCCGGCCCUUGGAGCCGUUCAAGCAGCGCUACGGGGACUAUGAGCGCGCACAGCUGGCGGCGGAUCUGGCCGGCAUAGAUCUCCGACCGGGCGGCGCAGUGAAGCAAGUGGGGCAGCGCGGACUUGUGCUGGCGGAUGCUGUGCGGCGCAUGGAGGCGGCCAUCCCAGCAGCCAUGGCAGCACUAGAAGCAGCCGUGGAGCGCUGCCUCGCCUUCACAGGGGGCUCAGAGGCAGCAGCGCUGCUCACCGCUCUCGACCACUCCAUCCUCCUCUUCCUCUCCCGCCUCUCCUCCUGCCUCCAAUCCCUCCCCCCCAUCUGCGGCCUCUCCCCUCCCCCCGCUCCCACCCCUCCUUCCUCCACUCCUUCCGCUCCAACCCGAGCCUCCGGCCCAGGCUCGGACCGAACCAAUCCAGUCUCAGACGAUCCGUUAGCCAGUCUACCGGACCCGGCAGGGUACGGUGGGUCGGGGGCAGGCGGGGUGGAGGAGGAGGAGGAGUGGGCGGUGGUGCAGGGAGCGCUGCAGCUGCUGAUGGUGGCAGAGAGUGUGGCAGUGCGCGUGGCUGUGUUUGAAGCCUCCCUCCGCACUGCCCUCACGCAGCUCUCCCCCCGCCUGGGCCUGGAUGCUGGGGGGGAUGGCGCAGGGGAAGGGGGAGGAGAGGGCGCGGGAGUGGAGGUGAAACGGGUGGGGUCGGUGGGUGGUGCAGGGGGAGGGGGAGGGGGAGGCGGAGGGGGAGCGGGAGGGGGAGUGGAGGGCAGUGAGGUGGAUGUGGCGGUGCUGAGACUGGCAGAAUAUCCCGACAAGGCACAGCGGCUCGCCAGGCUGCUGGACGAGUUGAGAGACCCGCGCAUUCAUGCGCUCCCCCGCACAGCACAGCGCGUGAGAAGCUUCCAGGAAGCAGUGUCGUCACUGGUGUAUGACGUGCUCAUCGCCAAGGUGCGGCGGCAGCUGGCAGGGGUAUCAACAAUGCCGGACUGGGCAUUGGGAGAGGAGGAAAACGUGUUUGACCUGCCUUCUUUCAACGCGUACGCCCUACCGUACAUCACGGCCGUAGGAGAGUAUCUCCUCACUCUCCCCCAGCAACUCGAGCCUCUCGCCGUCGCUGCCUCCGAAGCUGCCCCGAGCCUGCUCCUGCAAGCCUCGGCAAGCGGUGCUUCGGCAGGCGGAGAAUCCGCGACGCCAACCGCAGCAGGGGAGGAGGAUGCGGGGGCGUAUUUCGUCCGGGAGUGGAUGACAAAGGUUGCUGACGGCGCGACCUCGCUAUUCGUCGAGCAGAUUCGGGCAAUUCCCGAGGUGUCGGAUCGGGGGGCACAGCAACUAGCAGCAGACAUUGAAUAUCUGUGCAGUGUACUGUCGGUGCUCUAUGUGGCUGCAUCGCCUGCUAUUGCGACCUUCCAAGCGUGCUUUGCCACGCCCAAGGCGAGCCUAGUGGAGUUUAUCGCUCAGGAGAGCGGUGUUGGGGGAUCGCUGGAUGCCACCACUGCUCGCUUGGUCGCCAAGAUGAGGCGGGUUGCGCUGGAGUAA
Closterium sp. Yama58-4 is the source of this 2832-nucleotide messenger RNA. NCBI's taxonomy places the organism in Eukaryota, Viridiplantae, Streptophyta, Zygnematophyceae, Desmidiales, Closteriaceae. The record is from the annotation of a GenBank genome assembly.